AUGAAUCAAAUAUCAUUCGUUCUUCAAUCAAACAUGAAAGAGUCACUCAAAAUGAUUAAAUUAUUUAAAGAAGAAGGUAAAACCAUAACAGCAUGGGACGUACUAUUAAAUCAAUUAUCCUCAUUAACCGUUAAGGGUGUUUGCUUUAAAUCUGAUUCCCCAGAUGUUUUCUCAACGUUUCAAGGUUAUAAAUACAACAUUCUCGAAAAGCCUGAUUACUCAAAAAUUGAGAUGUUUAUGAAUUUCAUUAAAGAAGCCAUUUGUGAUAAUAAUGAUGAAGUGUAUAAAUACCUUCUCGGUUGGAUUGCAUCAAUGAUUCAACAUCCUGGAAUCAAGAAUGAAACAGCAAUUACUUUGAAAGGACUUCAGGGAACAGGUAAAAACAGAUUCACAGACAUUAUUUCUGAACUUCUCGCUGGUUAUUCAUGCAAAAACAUUACUGAAAUAGGUGAGCUAACGGGUAAUUUCAACUCAGUAGUUGAAAAUAAAAUGUUUCUUGUACUUAAUGAACUCAAGAAUGUUGGUGAAGACAGACUCGCAAACUUCAACGCUUUGAAAUCAAUUAUUACGGAUAAUGAGAUUAGAAUUAAUGAAAAGAAUCAACCCAGAAGAACUGCUCAGAACGUUGCAAACUUCAUUUUCGUAACUAACAACGUUUACCCUGUCAAAAUUGAAGUUGGAGACAGAAGAUACGUAGUUUUAAGGGUUAAUGGUAAAUUUAAGGGUCAAUUUGAUUACUUCAAGAAUUUAAUGGAUUCAUGCACAAAGGAAUUUUAUGAUAAUUUACUGACGUAUUUUAUCAAUUACGACCUUUCAUCAUUUAAUGUACGAAUCAUACCGAUGACUGAAGCCAAACAAGAUUUAAUUGAAUUAUCAACAAAUCCUUUAGAUGUAUGGAUAAAUACACAUUAUGAUGAAUUGUGUGCAGGUAUGACGUGUAAAAAUGCUCUAUUCUGCAAAUCAUCAGACAUGAAAGACAAGAAUUUCCAAAUGAGUAUUAAGGAUAAAUGUGAUAGGAAACAUAGAAGAAUAGACGAUAAACAAACAUGGUGUUAUGUUUUGAAAGAAGAAAUGAAAGGAUUAUAUAAACAGGUUGAACCAAACGAUAAUGAGGAUUCAUUUACUGAUGAUGAAAUACCUGUAAAUGAAGCUUUAUAA
Trichomonas vaginalis G3 is the source of this 1158-nucleotide messenger RNA. RefSeq lists its product as uncharacterized. The record is from RefSeq and is a predicted model, not a curated record. NCBI's taxonomy places the organism in Eukaryota, Parabasalia, Trichomonadida, Trichomonadidae. The transcript has a single exon. Bases 1 to 1158 code for a protein of 385 amino acids.